Messenger RNA from Angiostrongylus costaricensis, 1020 nucleotides. Lineage: Eukaryota; Metazoa; Nematoda; Chromadorea; Rhabditida; Metastrongylidae. The record is from the annotation of a GenBank genome assembly.
AUGUUUGCUAUGUUUCUCAGAAGUCCUGAUUCAUGGAAUCAAUUGCGCUCAGUGUCUCACCAUGACACUAUGAAGCCGUCGGAAUUGAAGACUUUAAUAUCAAUUGUUAGCCAGCACUUUAUGGAGAGCAGAGAACCACGGCUUUGUGAGCUGUUACGAGGUCUGAACUGCUCUCGGCUAUGCCGUUUCCUACUAGCACGUUUCGGACCCGACCGUUGUCGAUUCUUCGAGUUUCCAAGUUCUUUUGAAAAGUGCCUAAUAUUGACGAAUCCUGAUUUGGAUGCUAUGUUUCUCGUUGAAUGUGUUAGCGACACGACACCAACGCUCAGCAUUCUUCUUAAAGAGUCUGAUCUCGUCGAGGAUACGCAAGACGAAUCCAAACUAUUUCGGAUGGUUAGAGUGGUGUUGCUCACGAUGGGGCUGAUGUUGGUUGUGGCGGCCACAGGUGGGAAAGUGCAGAAUGAAGCUGGAGCCAUAACUGUCAACGUGGCGAAUUCAACACUGACGAGCAGUUCGUUAGUAAAGGGUAGUGACCUCACUGUUGCCGGACAAGCACUUAAAAAUCCGAUAUACGCUUUACCUGAAGAACUUCAUGUGCUGGUCGUUCAUGCAGGCGAAAAACAAAAUGAGCCAUUUUGUGACGCUCAAGUGUAUGGCGCUAUUCCCAGUGUUAUAGAGAUUCGCAUAAACCCAACCAAAUCGAAGAAGGCACAAGACAAGUUUAUCACUAUUAAUUUGAUUGCAAAUGGUGGAAAGAUGAGAUUUGACUUUGAGACUGGAGACAAAAAUGUUGGCAAAAAUUUUGUACUCAUGUUGAAAACGCUCAUUUCAUUGGUGAACUCUGGUCGACCUUAUAAUAAUGGGUUCUCAAUUUCGGGCUGCUUUACGGUAACCGCUGCAAUUACACGACUCAAGUACGGUAGCAUUCAGAUACCCAAGUUUCAUCGUCAUGAGCACAUGGUCUCGAAUCCUACUCUAAGUAAGACAAAGUAUCAGUUUUUGGAGGACGGUGAGGUAUGA